UGCGAGCAUGCAUGUGCGAGUAUGAAUUCAACUCAAGUCGAAUCAAAGGUAAUUCUGAGCCGGCUCAGAAGCAGGAGCAGCAGGAGCAGCAGGAGCAGCAGCAGCAGCAGCAGCAGCAGCAGCAGCAGCAGCAGCAGCAGCAGCAGCAGCAGCAGCAGCAGCAGCAGCAGCAGCAGCAGCAGCAGCAGCAGCAGCAGCAGCAGCAGCAGCAGCAGCAGCAGCAGCAGCAGCAGCAGCAGCAGCAGCAGCAGCCAGCAGCAGCAGCAGCAGCAGCAGCAGCAGCAGCAGCAGCAGCAGCAGCAGCAGCAGCAGCAGCAGCAGCAGCAGCAGCAGCAGCAGCAGCAGCAUGGCAGUGGUGGAGAGAACCUGAGAGCAGCAGGAGGGCGAGCACUUGAAGCGCGGACGAGACAAGGAGGGAGAAGAGGCAG
Messenger RNA from Closterium sp. NIES-67, 428 nucleotides. The record is from the annotation of a GenBank genome assembly. Lineage: Eukaryota; Viridiplantae; Streptophyta; Zygnematophyceae; Desmidiales; Closteriaceae.